Messenger RNA from Arachis stenosperma, 1344 nucleotides. RefSeq names its product isoaspartyl peptidase/L-asparaginase-like. The record is from RefSeq and is a predicted model, not a curated record. NCBI's taxonomy places the organism in Eukaryota, Viridiplantae, Streptophyta, Magnoliopsida, Fabales, Fabaceae. The coding region runs from base 71 to 1042 and encodes 323 amino acids. The transcript has 4 exons. Gene Ontology annotation, molecular function: hydrolase activity.
UUUAAAAAAUUUGUUGGCUUGGGAUCUCAACCGGGCACACAUAACUAGAUCUGGCUUGACUGGAGUCUCCAUGGGUUGGGCUAUAGCUGUGCAUGGCGGCGCCGGCGACAUCUCCCGUUCACUGCCACAUGACCGCCGCCAGCCCCGUGAGGAAGCCCUCCGCCACUGCCUUCAAAUUGGCGUCGAAGCUCUUCAAUCCAAUUCGCCUCCUUUGGACGUGGUUGAGCUCGUGGUUCGUGAAUUGGAGAAUAUUCCGCACUUCAAUGCUGGUAGGGGUUCUGUGUUGACCUCCGAAGGCACAGUUGAAAUGGAAGCUUCGAUCAUGGAUGGCAACACUAUGAGAUGUGGUGCUGUUUCUGGUUUAACCACGGUUGUUAACGCCGUCUCUUUGGCUCGUCUUGUUAUGGAGAAGACUCCUCAUAUAUAUCUUGCAUUUGAUGGAGCAGAGCAAUUUGCAAGAGAACAAGGUGUUGAGAUAGUAGAUUCAAGCCAUUUCAUUACUCCUGAAAAUGUUGAGAGACUGAAGCUAGCAAAAGAAGCCAAUAGGGUCCAGAUUGAUUAUAACGCCCAACCCAUCCAAAAUGAUACUAAGAAGGAAAAGCCGUGUGCUAAUGGGGAUAGCCAAAUUGGGACUGUCGGGUGUGUGGCUGUUGACAGUCAUGGUAAUCUAGCUUCUGCUACAUCUACUGGAGGAUUAGUGAACAAAAUGGCUGGCAGAAUCGGUGACACACCUGUCAUAGGUGCCGGGACUUAUGCCAAUGAGCUUUGUGCAGUUUCAGCAACAGGCAAAGGUGAAUCAAUAAUACGUGGGACGGUUGCAAGAGACGUGGCUGCCCUGAUGGAGUUCAAAGGCCUCUCUCUCAAGGAAGCUGCUGAUUGUGUUGUGCACGAGCGCACACCAAAGGGCACCGUUGGUUUGAUCGCUGUGUCUGCUGCAGGAGAAGUUGUGAUGUCUUUUAACACAACAGGCAUGUUCCGUGGAUGUGCUACCGAAGAUGGCUACUCAGAGGUUGCUAUUUGGUCUGAUGCCCAAGUUGAGUAAUCCUCAUGUCUUUCCUGGUUUCAGAGCUUUAUGUAUCCUGACAUCAGUAAAUCUUUCUUACAUGAUUGAUAUCAUAAGAAAUUCUAUCUCGAGUUACAUAAUGAAAUACUAUAGUUAUGUUACGUCAUCUAUGAUAUAGUUUGUCCCGCAUCUUGAAUAUGAUCAUAUUCUAUUAUAAUCCUGAGCUUUAUGAUGAAGUUCCUUGAAAAUGAAGUUCCAUUGCCGACUUCUUUGGCCUCAUUUGUAUGUGAAAUAUACAAAUUUUAUUGAUUGUAAUAUAUGGUAAAUGAUGGUUUUCCUUA